This is a messenger RNA of Aspergillus caelatus, 1490 nucleotides long. RefSeq names its product acetate uptake transporter family protein. The coding region runs from base 456 to 1325 and encodes 289 amino acids. The record is from RefSeq and is a predicted model, not a curated record. The transcript is spliced from 3 exons. Gene Ontology annotation, cellular component: plasma membrane. Gene Ontology annotation, molecular function: acetate transmembrane transporter activity. Lineage: Eukaryota; Fungi; Ascomycota; Eurotiomycetes; Eurotiales; Aspergillaceae.
AAAAAAAAAAAAAAAACCCUAAAUCAGAACUAAAGUCCAACUAACGGGCCUUCCUCCCGUAUUCGGUAAGUUGCUGUCCUCACACCCCUGCAACUUUCGCUCGUCCGAUUGAAUGUCUGGUCGUUUCUUUCCAUCGGUCCAGACGGCCCUCGUCCCUUCUUAUUUUAUUAUUUGACUUACGCUUUCCCUCCUCUUCCUUCCGUUCUACUUAUUUCUCCUUUCUCCAUCUUGCACGGUCCUAAAUCGUCAAGUCGUUGUUUUGUUCUAGCCAGCAGUGCUGUGCGCAUCGUGUCUUCUGUUCUCCCUUGAAAUCCCUUGCGCGGUUUCAUAUAUAUUCAUCUCCACGUCCAGCUAGCUGGAUUCACUUUUCCUCUUUUAACCUCACUUGUUAAUUCUCUGUCGCAUCAGACAUCAAUUGGACCUAUUGUGAAUAGAUCCUUCAAUCCGUGAGCAUCAUGGCCGCCCAAGAAAACCCCCAAGCGUUCGAAAAGGACUUCGGAAACAACUCCGAUGGCAUCAAUGGAGCUGCUCCCACCCACCAGCUGUCCGCUGAGGACACAGCUAGGGCUGCUGCGCGCUUCGGAUAUGGUCCUCUCGCUCACGUCAACACCGCUGAGGCUCAACUCCGUCCCUUCGGUGGUGAGUUCCAACCUGGUCUAUACAAGUCUGUCGAGCACCGCAAGUUCGGUAACCCAGCCCCUCUGGGCCUGUCUGCUUUCGCCCUCACCACUUUCGUGCUGAGCGCGAUUAACAUGGGUGCGCGUGACAUCGCUGAGCCCAACAUUGUGGUCGCUUUGGCUUUCGGCUAUGGUGGCCUUGUUCAAUUGCUUGCUGGCAUGUGGGAAAUGGCCGUUGGAAACACCUUUGGUGCCACCGCUCUGUCUUCUUAUGGUGGUUUCUGGCUUGCUUUCGCGAUCAUCCUGACCCCAGGUGGAUUCGAGAUUGCGGAGGCUCUCGGAGGCGCUGGUACAUCGCAGUUCGAUAACUCUUUCGGAUUGUUCCUCUUUGGAUGGUUCAUCUUCACCACUAUCCUGCUGUUCUGCACCCUGAGGUCCACCGUAGCCUUCUUCUUGCUGUUUUUCUUCCUGGACCUUACCUUCUUGCUCCUCGGUAUUGGUUAUAUCCACCGCAACUCCGAGAACAAGCCCAACCCCCCCGUCAUCAAGGCCGGUGGCUUCUUCGGUCUCCUGGCAGCAUUUGCAGCUUGGUACAACGCCCUCGCCGGUAUUGCGGACAACAGCAACAGCUUCUUCAUCCUCCCCGUCGCCCAUUUCCCCUGGUCUCCUACUGCUCGCAGCCGCAAGUCCGAGCGCGAGACCGCUUAGAUUAUUGCGCGGUGCGAAGGUCGAUGAUCAUAACUCGAUUGGGCCGGGAUCUUGUCCCGGCGUUUCCUUUUUUGUCAGAUACCCAUUCUUGUAAGAUCAUUGCUGCGAGAAUGUAAUGUCGUGUCAGCAUUCUGCAUGUUGUAUUGCAGAUCAGCUUGGCCACCC